AUGGAAAAUGUUCCGUAUGCUAAUGCAAUUGGAACUAUUAUGUAUGCCAUGAUUAGUACAAAACCUGAUCUAGCCUAUGCUAUCUCAUCCCUUAGCAGAUUCAUGUCAAAUUCAGUUAAAUCUCGUUGGGAUGCUCUGAAAUAUCUAUUAAGAUAUAUAAAUGGCUUUGUAAAUGUUGGACUUAGCUACAAGAAAAGAUUUUCUACUCUUGAUCUUAUUGGGUAUGUAGACUUUGACUUUGCAGGUGAAAGAGAUACUCGAAAGUCUACCACUGCUCUGUUUUUCACCUUGGGUGGAAAUUGGAUCAGCUGGAAAUCACAACUGCAGCCCCUGGUUGCGCUGUAUUCCACUGAGGCUGAGUAUGUAGCAGUAACUAAUGUUGUUAAAGAAGCAGUCUGGCUCCAAGGUCCACAUGAGCAAGGUGGUGGUGUAUUCAAAUAG
This is a messenger RNA of Diospyros lotus (date-plum), 441 nucleotides long. Its product is annotated as secreted RxLR effector protein 161-like. The record is from RefSeq and is a predicted model, not a curated record. NCBI's taxonomy places the organism in Eukaryota, Viridiplantae, Streptophyta, Magnoliopsida, Ericales, Ebenaceae. The coding region runs from base 1 to 441 and encodes 146 amino acids. The transcript has a single exon.